GGAAGGAGCCGCGCUCCGUUCCUCUGCGCCGGCUGGACCCCGCCGGGAGCCGACGCGCCCGCAGCGCCGAUGGGGCGGGCGGCGGAGCCGGGUACCUGAGCCGGAGCCCGGGGAAGAGCCAGAGCGGCGGCUGCCGGGCCCGCCGAUGGGGCAGAGCCGGAGGGGCACGACCGGGCGGGCGGCGGCCUGAGCCCCGGGGCCGGAGGCUCCGCCGAGCAGCGCCGGGGAGCAAAGUAUGCUGGGAGCGGUGAAAAUGGAAGGCCAUGAGCACACGGACUGGAGCAACUACUACGGGGAACCCGAGAGCUACUCCUCGGUGAGCAACAUGAACGCGGGGCUGGGCAUGAACAGCAUGAACACGUACAUGACCAUGUCGGCCAUGAGCACCACGGCCAACAUGACGGCCGCCACCUCCAUGAACAUGUCCUACGCCAACACGGGCAUGAGCCCCUCGCUCACCGGCAUGUCCCCGGGCGCGGGGGCCAUGCCCGGCAUGGGCUCGGCCGGCGUGGCGGGGAUGGGCACCCACCUGAGCCCCAGCAUGAGCCCCAUGGGAGGCCAGGCGGGCUCCAUGAACGCCCUGGCCCCCUACACCAACAUGAACUCCAUGAGCCCCAUCUACGGGCAAUCCAACCUCAACCGCUCGCGCGACCCCAAGACCUACCGGCGCAGCUACACGCACGCCAAGCCGCCCUACUCCUACAUCUCCCUCAUCACCAUGGCCAUCCAGCAGUCGCCCAACAAGAUGCUGACGCUGAGCGAGAUCUACCAGUGGAUCAUGGACCUCUUCCCCUUCUACCGCCAGAACCAGCAGCGCUGGCAGAACAGCAUCCGCCACUCGCUGUCCUUCAACGACUGCUUCCUCAAGGUGCCGCGCUCCCCGGACAAGCCGGGCAAAGGCUCCUUCUGGACGCUGCACCCCGAUUCGGGCAACAUGUUUGAGAACGGCUGUUACCUGCGCCGCCAGAAGCGCUUCAAGUGCGAGAAGCAGCUGGCGGCCAAGGACGGCGGCGGGGCGGGCGGUGGGGGCAAGAAGGGGCCCGGGCAGCCCCCCAGCCAGCCCCUGGGGGAAGGCAGCUCCUCGGGGGGUUCCGAGGGCUCUGCCGGCGCCGAGUCCCCGGCCAGCGCCUCGCCGUGCCAGGACCACAAGCGCGCCCUGGCCGACCUGAAGGGCACGGCGGGGCUGAGCCCCGGGGAACCGGCGGCCUCGCCGGCACAGCACCUCCUGGCCCCGCCGCAUGCCGGCCUGCCCCACGACGCCCACCUCAAGCCCGAGCACCACUACGCCUUCAACCACCCCUUCUCCAUCAACAACCUGAUGUCCUCGUCCGAGCAGCAGCACCACCACCCUCACCACCACCACCACCACCACCACAAAAUGGACCUGAAGGCCUACGAGCAGGUGAUGCACUACUCGGGCUACGCCUCGCCCAUGCCUGGCAGCCUGGCCAUGGGGCCCGUAACGAACAAAAACGGCUUAGAGUCCUCCCCUUUAGCCGGAGAGACUUCUUACUACCAAGGUGUGUAUUCCCGGCCCAUCAUGAACUCCUCCUAAAAGAGGCGAGGGGGAAAAAAACCUCCCCUGGCGAGGGGGGAAAGCUCCCCCCGCCGUGCCCCCCGUGCAGAUGGACUGUGGAGGCUGCCGAGCACGGUACAUAUACAUAUAUAUAUAUAUAUAUCUAUUUUGGGGUUGGGUGUUUUUUCUCCCUUUGGCUCCAGAUGUUUGCAUCCGUUGGGGAAACAGCAGCCGUCUGUCUCGCAAGCAUCCUCCCCCACGCGCUGCUCAUCCCCCUCCACGGCCGAGAGCCACCCGUGCCCGGGGAGGGGGUGUGUGUGGGGGGCUGCUGUUCCCUUAGUUUGCCUUGCAGGGUGGUUUGUUUUGGU
Molecule: messenger RNA, 1884 nt
Organism: Colius striatus (speckled mousebird)
Lineage: Eukaryota; Metazoa; Chordata; Aves; Coliiformes; Coliidae
Gene: FOXA2
Product: forkhead box A2
Exons: 4
Coding region: 236-1555 (439 amino acids)
Biological process (GO): regulation of transcription by RNA polymerase II; anatomical structure morphogenesis; cell differentiation
Molecular function (GO): transcription factor binding; protein domain specific binding; RNA polymerase II cis-regulatory region sequence-specific DNA binding
Source: RefSeq, a predicted model, not a curated record